Pseudogymnoascus destructans is the source of this 1613-nucleotide messenger RNA. RefSeq names its product ER membrane glycoprotein subunit of the GPI transamidase complex-like protein (gene GPI18). Gene Ontology annotation, cellular component: endoplasmic reticulum membrane; mannosyltransferase complex. The record is from RefSeq and is a predicted model, not a curated record. Lineage: Eukaryota; Fungi; Ascomycota; Leotiomycetes; Thelebolales; Thelebolaceae. Bases 158 to 1543 code for a protein of 461 amino acids. Gene Ontology annotation, biological process: GPI anchor biosynthetic process. The transcript is spliced from 3 exons. Gene Ontology annotation, molecular function: alpha-1,6-mannosyltransferase activity; GPI mannosyltransferase activity.
CUUCCUAAUACAGUUCUUUGGCCAGCAAGCCGUACAUUUGUAGAAAUCAACCUUCACGUCUCGAUGUCACGUGAUAUAUAUAAAUUACCUUGAACCGCUGGACCACUUCGGGGUAUCCGCCAUCACAGACACCGGCCAACCAGCCACAACCGCCGCAAUGCCAAAGCCCCUUUUCCUCACGCGGCCUUUGGACUCCCCCCACCAGUCCCUCCUCUUCUUCUUCAUAGCAUAUAAGUCCCUAGUCCUCUUAAUCGCCCUCUUCAGCCCUGGCCCCGGUUACGAUACAUCUGCCAGCAUUCUCACCCUCCCUGUCAACGAUGGCUCAUCCCUGACCAUGUUUUUCGAGCUCCUCGCUGAGAAACUGACAUCCUGGGAUGCCAUCUACUUCACCACAGUCGCGAGACGCGGCUAUCUCUAUGAGCAGGAAUGGGCAUUUGCAUGGGGCUGGACGCACCUGAUCUCAUUUUUCUCCUCCGACCUCGGUCAGACCUCCCUCGCCUACCUCCCACUUGAAAGCCUUGUAGGUGCCACCAUCGCCCACGCCUCCCAUGGUCUCUCAGUCUUUGCGCUCUACCACCUUGCCUGCGCCAUCUUCCCUGGCCCAUCUGGGCCACAGCUAGCUUUUAUCGCUGGAUGCCUGCACAUCCUCUCGCCCGCCGGGAUCUUUCUCACCGCUCCAUGCGGGGAGAGCACUGCUGCAUUUUUAACCUUUGCCGGGGUUCUGUUUUUUGCCUGGGGUGUGCCUGUUGGUGCUGUCUCAUCGCUGAAGCAGGAUGGGUUCAUGGUGCUUGCGGGCUUGACGCUGGGGUUGGCAACCACAGUGAGGAGUAAUGCGCUGCUAAACGGCAUUGUGUUCGCGGAGGAGGCGGUGCUGGUUGCGUGGAGUGUUAGAAAGGGGUUGUCGGUCCAGAAAAUCAGACGAUUGGCUGCUGUAGGAGUUGGUGGGUGUUGCAUCGCUGUCGGCUUCUUGCUGCCACAGUACAUUGCCUAUCAAGAGUACUGCUCUUCCACCUCACCUCGGCCGUGGUGCGCGAGGUUGGCUCCUAGUAUUUACACUUUUGUGCAGGAACACUACUGGGACGUGGGCUUCCUCCGCUACUGGAAAGUAUCCAACAUUCCACUCUUUCUUCUUGCGGCACCGGCCCUUGUGAUUCUUUUGUCCUCCGGUCUCCGCACCGUAGACCUCACAUCAAGGGAAACGACCAGGCCCUCACACAAGGUUGACCACUACAAAGUGACUCCCGCUGAACGCGCCCUCUCACAACGCACGAUCCGCCUGCUCAGGAGCCUGGCGUAUCCGCAGAUUGUUCUCGCAGUUCUCGCGAUCACCAAUUACCAUGUCCAGAUUAUUACGCGCCUAGCAUCUGCGUCGCCGGUGUGGUAUUUGUGGCUAGCAUAUAGCUUACUAGACGCCGGACAGGCUGAUGGGAAGACGAAAGUAAGAAGUAGGUGGAGCGGUUGGGAAGGAGGUGUGGUUAUGUACAUGGUUAUGUAUGGACUUAUCCAGGCGGUUCUGUUUGCAUCGUUCCUUCCGCCUGCAUAGCGUAUUUAGGUUAACGGCUCCGUGAGUGCCUUCUACUUUUGUACUAUCAAAUAUAAAUAGUGUUUAUCAG